Folsomia candida is the source of this 2707-nucleotide messenger RNA. Its product is annotated as zinc finger protein 708. Bases 339 to 2348 code for a protein of 669 amino acids. Gene Ontology annotation, biological process: regulation of transcription by RNA polymerase II. Gene Ontology annotation, cellular component: nucleus. The record is from RefSeq and is a predicted model, not a curated record. Gene Ontology annotation, molecular function: DNA-binding transcription factor activity, RNA polymerase II-specific; RNA polymerase II transcription regulatory region sequence-specific DNA binding. NCBI's taxonomy places the organism in Eukaryota, Metazoa, Arthropoda, Collembola, Entomobryomorpha, Isotomidae. The transcript has 7 exons.
AUAAACAUUAGUUCAAGCUCGGUCAUGUAAUAAUUACAUUGUAAUUGGAGAGAUAUGAAAAGAUUCUGAGAAAGAUGAAAAGUAAAGCGGAUGCAUGGAUGGAAGAUGAGAUGAGAAAUAGCGAGAAGAGAAAGUUAAAAAAUCUCAAAUUUCCCAACUCAGCUGCUCGCUCAUCCUCAGAUUCACGCAAAUAUUAUUUGUGAAUAUUUACCAAAAUAUUUCGCCUGUUUAUCAUUGCACAUCAAUUUAAUUCGACAUUACAAGUGUCGUUUGUGUAAUUAAUCCUAAAUACGAUUCUCUACUUGAUGGUGGAGGAAUAAAUUGAGUGAAGAGUUAAAAUGGCUCAAUUGAACUGCCUCUUGUGCUUGAAAGGCGUGGACAAGGUUGGAGAUGAAAAUUCCGCAGAUAAUUAUUUAGACCAGACACAAAUUAUUCAAUUAUUCGAGCUCGUGGUCCCGAAAGAUCGGAAUUCUCCUUCUCAUCAAGAUCUCAUAGCUAAUUGUGCCCAAGAAAAUGAUGGUUUCACUUUAUGUCAUGAUUGUUCUUUUGCGACGACACAGGUUGAACAAAUUAAGGGGAAAAUAUCCCAAUUGGAAGAAGAGAUAAAUCUAAAAAUUGAACAAAUACGAAGGACUAUCAUACAUUCUUCUCACCUGAAGGAAUUUAGUAAAGAACUUGAUCAAAUUCGAAUGUGUUUUCUUAAUUGCUUAUCGUCAGAUGGUGGUGUCAUCCAAGAUGAUUUCCAAGUAAAAGUAGAAACUGAAGGAGAUUAUGAAGGAAUGGAAGAUUAUGAAGAUAAAUUCCUUCCAGAUGAUAAAGUCGACCUUUCCCCACCAGCAGCUGAUGAUUACAAUGGAGACGAUAAUGACGAUCCACUUCUUACUGGUUUUUCCCAUUCUUCUUCUGAGGAUGAAUCAUCUUUCCUAAUAACCCCAGAUAAUCUUGUGGCGAAGAAGAAGAAAUUAAAAUAUAUGAAGAAAAAGUCAAGGAGCAAAAUGAAGACCACGGAACAAAAGGCUUUGUUAAAAGUCUCCAAAAGAAGCAAAACUAUUAAAAAACCUAAUAUAUCAAUAUCAGACCGAAAGACGCGUUCAUCUUCAUGUAGAAAUAAUGAAGACAAGCCCGAAAUUAAAUAUAGCACCGAAGCUAACGAGUCAGACACUGAAUACGAAAAGAAGAAGAAGAAAUCACUGAAAAAACCAGCAAAGAGAAGAAAGUUCGUAUUUCCUUGUCCUAUUUGUCCCCGUAAAUUUCCAGUACAUGUCAGACUUGUCAAGCAUAUGCUGGGCAAACAUGAAACAAAUGAGAAGAACUACUUUUGCAGCAAGUGCGGAAAAGGCUUCACCGCCGAGCCGAAUCUUCAAAGACAUGUUUCCCUUCACGAACUUGACGACAGCAAGCCCAUUAUUUGUCCUGUUUGCGAUGCCAGAUUUGCGACUCAACAACAUCUCGAUAGGCAUGCACUCACACACGAGAGAAAAUAUCAGUGCGAUUUUUGUCCACAAGUGUUUCAUAUAAAAACCAAUUUUGACAGCCACGUUCGCACCCAUACGGGAGAAAGGCCUUACAAGUGCGAACAAUGUCCAGAAGCCUUUAUCGACUGGGCAAGCAAAGCGAAACAUAUUGUUAAAAUGCACAAUCCUCCUGAAACUAGUGAAUGUCCUAUUUGUUUAAAGGAAUUUUUGAAAAGAUCCAUUGAAUCUCACAUUGAAUUGGUUCACGAAGGCAAGAAGAAUCACAGUUGUGACGAAUGUGGAGAAAAAUUCAAAUAUUUAGAAACGUUAAGAUAUCAUCGCGUCAAGGCACAUAACGCGGAUGGCCUAAUUUGUGAUACCUGCGGUGCAACAUAUGGGACACGUAAGGCAUUUGAACGCCAUAAAUUGGACCAUGCUAUGGCAUUUCAGUUCGAAUGUGAUAAAUGUGGUUUAAAAUUCAAAGCUCAACACCUAUUACGUUAUCACAUGAGCGUCCACGGGCAAGGAUACAUUUGCGAACAUUGCAGUAUGACCUUCAAACUUCCACACCAUUUAGCUCAACAUAUUAAACGAAUCCACAGUCCAGAUUACGUGGCUAAAAAACCAUAUGAAUGUAGCUAUUGUAAGAAACGAUAUCAGACCAAACGUGACAUGGAUUGCCAUGUUCGUCAAGUGCACACAGGAGAACGUCCAUUCGUUUGUCACCUGUGCGGCAAGGGAUAUGCCGUGAAGACGACCUUAACUUUACAUAUUAAAGGGGUUCAUGGAAUUGAUGAAAGGAAGAGAUCUGGUCAGAAAAAGUCGAAACGUGAUGAAUUUUCCACUGCGAAAGGUCGGGAGCAAAAGGCUGAGACGGAGUUGUUGACAAGUUAAGAUUGCACUUUGAUCAGCUCAUCGGCUAUAGUUUAGCCGUGUUAACCUGAGAAUCAUGAUACAAAUUGUAAAUAUGUGCAACUUCUGUCAGCGGAAUAAAGUCUGAUUUAUUUUAAUUAAAUUAGAUAACUACUUGGUUACACAUGUAUGAUGAUUUUUAAUGAAACAUGUGACAAGUUGAUAAUAUGCAUAUAUUAUUUUAUUUACCUAUAUUUGUUUAAAUUUUUGUAAAAUAACUUUGUCCAUGAUCUAUGUAUAUGUAAUAUUAAAGCUUAUAAUUUAUAAGUGCUGUUCCAUUAAAUCACGUACACAUCUACUACUUAAUUAAAUAAUAAACGCCGAAAACACAAAGUGCUUUA